AUGGCGGAACCACCGGAGCCCGCACUCACCGAACAGCCGCAACUUGUCAACGGCGACGGGCUGAACGAGGAACAGGAGGACGCCACAGACACGUCCGAAGGCGCUAAGAAAAGGAGAAAAAAGAAGAAAAAGAGCAGGACUGCGGGCUUAGCAGGGACGAAUGAAGCUGAAGGGGAUGGAGAAGCCGGAGGUUUUGGUGAUGUUACAAAACAGUUGGAGCUGCAAACUCUGGAGGACAAAGAGCGAGAGGAAGAUGGAGAAGAAGAUGGAGAUGAAGCAGAGAGCUCAACGUCCAAAAAGAAAAAGAGGAAGAAAAAGAAGAAAGGAUUGAGGGGACAGACUGACCCUCCCUCAGUCCCUAUUUGUGAGCUCUAUCCCAGCGGAGACUUUCCAACAGGAGAGGAGUGCGAGUACCCCCCAUCAAAAGACGGGCGCAGUGCAGCAUGGCGGACCACCAGCGAGGAGAAACGUACUCUGGACCGGGCCAACGAGGAGAUGUGGAGCGAUUUCAGGCAGGCGGCCGAGGCACACCGACAGGUCCGGGGCUAUGUGAGGAGCUGGAUCAAACCCGGCAUGACCAUGAUUGACAUCUGUGAGAAGCUGGAGGACUGCUCCAGAAAGCUCAUCAAAGAGGACGGGCUGAGGGCCGGUCUGGCCUUUCCCACCGGCUGCUCCAUAAACCACUGUGCUGCUCACUACACGCCCAACGCAGGGGACCCCACUGUGCUGCGCUACGAUGACGUCUGCAAGAUCGACUUUGGGACGCACAUAAACGGGCGAAUAAUCGACUGUGCCUUCACCGUCACAUUCAACCCAAAGUACGACCGGCUGCUGGAGGCGGUGAGGGACGCCACGAACACGGGCAUCAAGUGCGCUGGGAUUGACGUGCGCCUGUGCGAUGUGGGCGAGACCAUUCAGGAGGUCAUGGAGUCCUAUGAAGUGGAGAUAGAUGGAAAAACAUAUCAAGUGAAGCCAAUCAGGAAUCUCAAUGGGCACUCUAUCGGGCCGUACCGAAUACACUCAGGCAAAACUGUCCCGAUUGUCAAAGGAGGAGAGGCCACAAGAAUGGAGGAGAAUGAAGCUUAUGCCAUCGAGACGUUUGGCAGCACAGGGAGAGGCGCGGUCCACGACGACAUGGAGUGUUCCCACUACAUGAAGAACUUCAACGUGGGACAUGUGCCAAUAAGACUUCCAAGGGCUAAACACCUGCUCAACGUCAUCAACGAGAACUUCGGGACGCUGGCGUUUUGCCGGCGCUGGCUGGACCGUUUGGGCGAGAGCAAGUACCUGAUGGCGCUGAAGAACCUGUGUGACCUGGGCAUCGUGGACCCCUACCCCCCUCUGUGCGACAUCAAGGGCAGCUACACGGCCCAGUACGAGCACACCAUCCUGCUGCGGCCCACCUGCAAAGAGGUGGUGAGCCGGGGCCAGGACUACUGA
Knipowitschia caucasica is the source of this 1440-nucleotide messenger RNA. The record is from the annotation of a GenBank genome assembly. NCBI's taxonomy places the organism in Eukaryota, Metazoa, Chordata, Actinopteri, Gobiiformes, Gobiidae.